This is a messenger RNA of Lucilia sericata (common green bottle fly), 1712 nucleotides long. Its product is annotated as cytochrome P450 4e2-like. The coding region runs from base 92 to 1669 and encodes 525 amino acids. The record is from RefSeq and is a predicted model, not a curated record. Lineage: Eukaryota; Metazoa; Arthropoda; Insecta; Diptera; Calliphoridae. Gene Ontology annotation, molecular function: oxidoreductase activity, acting on paired donors, with incorporation or reduction of molecular oxygen; heme binding; monooxygenase activity. The transcript has 7 exons.
AGUUCAUAUUUUGUGCUACACUUGCACGGUUUAAAUUUCGGGACUGCAUCUUAUUAAUAAAUUGUUUAAAAGAUUUUAGACAUUUUCUAAAAUGUUUAUAUUUAUAUUAUUGGUGGCUUGUAUACUACCUCUAAUAUAUUUAGAGUUAAAAACAUAUAAAAUAAAACAAAUUGUAAAACAUACAUCGGGUCCCAAGACAUUACCAUUGGUGGGCAAUGCCCAUCAAACAGGGAAAACGCCAAGUGAAAUUUUAGAUAAUUUCUUUACAUGGUUUUAUAAAUACAAACAAGAUAAUUAUACGGUAUGGAUUGGGCCAUAUCUGAAUAUAGUGGUGUCCAAUGUUAAGGAUGUGGAGUUUAUUUUAUCCAGUAAUAGCUUAAUACAAAAAUCCGAUAUCUAUGAUAUGUUGCAUCCCUGGUUGGGUGAAGGACUAUUGACCAGCACUGGGGCGAAAUGGCAUAAACAUCGCAAAAUGAUAACACCCUCAUUUCAUUUUAAGAUUUUGCAAGAUUUCCAUGCAGUCAUGAAUGAAAAUUGCAAUAAAUUUGUGGAGAAAUUGAAAAAUGUGGCGAAGGGAGAUACCAUUAUAGAUUUUCAGGAUCAGGCUCAUUAUUUGACUUUGGAUGUUAUAUGUGAUACCGCCAUGGGUGUUCAUAUUAAUGCCAUGGAUAAUCAUGAUGCCGAAAUUGUUAAUGCUUUUAAGGAUAUGUGCUACAAUAUCAACAUGCGUGCAUUUCAUCCUUUGAAACGUAAUGAUUCUAUAUACAGAUUUUUCCCCGAUUACAAAGAUUUCUGCAAGACCCUGAAAACUUUACAAGAUUUUACAUAUGAGGUCAUUGAAAAACGCAUUGAAAGACGCAAACAAGAGGAGGUCCACAAAACCGAAACUGUUGAAGAUGAAUUUAGCAAACGUAAAAUGGCCUUUUUGGAUACGCUGCUAUCAUCCACCAUAGAUGGUCGUCCCUUAAAUACCCAAGAAAUCUAUGAAGAAGUUUCAACAUUUAUAUUUGAGGGUCAUGAUACCACCACCUCGGGAGUAACAUUUGCCAUAUACUUGCUAUCGCGUCAUCUGGGCGUUCAACAACAAGUCUACGAAGAACAGCAAAGAGUAAUGGGUGGUAAUAUGAAAAGAGAUGCCAGCUUUCAGGAAUUGUCGGAAAUGAAAUAUUUAGAUUUGGUUUUGAAAGAGGCUCAACGUCUGUAUCCCAGUGUACCCAUGAUCGGCAGAUUUACCGAAAAGGAUUAUAACAUAAAUGGCAAACCGAUACCCAAAAACACUUCCUUAAACAUAUUCAUCAUGGCUUUGGGUUACAAUGACAAAUCUUUUCCCGAUCCUUAUCGUUUCAAACCGGAACGUUUUGAUUUAACACAGAGAACAGAAAAACAAAACCCCUUCGAAUAUGUACCGUUUAGUGCAGGUCCACGCAAUUGUAUAGGACAAAAAUUUGCUCAAUUGGAAAUUAAAACUGUGGUCUCAAAAAUUGUGCGUAAUUUUGAAAUAUUACCCGCUCUCGAUGAAUUGGCCUCUAAGGAUGGUUAUGUCAGUACAUUUCUGGGACCACAAAAACAUAAUAAACCACAACAACAUAAAUAUGAACCGAUAUUGUCAGCAGUAUUGACAUUAAAAUCAGAAAAUGGUGUACAUUUAAGAUUAAAGGAAAGAAAUUAAUUAUAGAUUUUUAUUUAUAAUAAAAAUUGUUAAGAAAACUGUU